AUGCUUCCCCAAUUUGAUCCUGGCAACAAGCACACUCCGCGCCCAAAUGGCCAAAGAAACCAUUCCAUUCACUGCCCAAAUGCCACCGCCGUAACAGCUUGGCUUGAUGAUUGCUACCUUCACUACUUCUCUUCUCAAUACGCAAAUCUUGACACUAUCAAUUAUUGGUCUUGCCAUAACCAAACCAAAGUCAUGGAACCGACUGCUGAGACUCUUAUGUUGAGACUUAGAGCUGAUAUCAAAAUGGCCAUCCACCUCAGGUUUUCAACUAGGAAGUGUGUCCACGAUGUGUCACCUGAAGACUGUGAAAUUUGUGUGGGGAAAAGCUUUCAAAAGCUGUAUGAGCGUUGUGGUGGCAGAGAAGGAGGCACUGUGUUUUCUGGACAUUGCAUUGUGCGGAAUGAGGGUUACAAGUUCUUCUCUAAUAUCAAAGGUGGUGGGUGGUUAAUUGGCAAUGAUUCUGGUUUUGGGGGCGUUAGGAUUUGGGAGAGUAAUGAAGAUGGUGGCAGUGAUGGUAGUUUUAGAGUGAAAGUAGCAGUUAUUUGA
This is a messenger RNA of Pistacia vera, 546 nucleotides long. RefSeq names its product putative cysteine-rich repeat secretory protein 10. NCBI's taxonomy places the organism in Eukaryota, Viridiplantae, Streptophyta, Magnoliopsida, Sapindales, Anacardiaceae. Bases 1 to 546 code for a protein of 181 amino acids. The record is from RefSeq and is a predicted model, not a curated record. Gene Ontology annotation, cellular component: plasmodesma. The transcript has 2 exons.